AUGAAAAGCUGUAGCGGUGCUGAGUGUUCGGAUGUUGCGUGCAGUUCUGAUGUUAUGCCAUCAACUCCUCCUAUCUCACUCACUCCUCCUACAAGCAGUGUUCUUUAUAGUCCAAAAACAAAUGGAACGAUGUGUUUCACUAUGUUACCUGAGAGGUUCCUUGUGCGAUUGUGCAGUUCACCAGGACUGGAUAUUAUGGAUCGGUUGAAUUUGAUGUUAACGUGUAGACGACUGAAAGACGCUGUCUCGAAAAGUUGGAAUUCUAUCACUAAGCUUCGGAUUGCAAACAAUGAAAGUGACGAUGAUCGAAUCGAUGAUAGGUUUGUGAUCAGUUCGAUUGAUCGUUCAGCCUGCUCACUGACCACGAUAACACUUUGUUUGAAUUCGUCAAUCAAUUCUCAGUUUUGUAAAGGAACUCAGCUAUUUCAGCAUUUACGCGCAUGUCCAAAUCUUCGAGAAUUGACACUCUUAUUGACACAGUUGCCGUUGCGAUAUCUUAAUGCCGGGCUCACACACAUAUCAAAGUUAUCACUGCGCAAAUUAGCAUUAGUGAACAGUGUGGCGGAUGCAAGCACAAUGCGAAUCGUUGCAAAUACUCAGUGCGAAACACUCAGAUCUCUCGGACUUAUCAAUUGUUUCCAUCUCGGUGAUGACGCUUUUGAGCCGAUCGUCACUUGUAUGCAUUUACUUACUCUGAAUAUCAGAUCAAGUCGCCGUAUUACUGCGGCAUCUAUUCAGCGUGUUAUCGACGCUUAUGAAAGUUAUCCUCAACCGAGACAACUGAAACUUUACAAUUAUCGAUCAAAUGUUUAUAGGCAGUCACUUCAGUACGAUCCGGAUCGAGUGUUGUUCUGUGAUGAGAAGAAAUGUUUCCGAAAACGUCUUCACUCGGGUAAAUUCCUGAAUGAGAACGCAAUUCGACCGGAUUGGGAAUAUGAUUCUGAUGAGGAUGACUUUGGCUGA
Molecule: messenger RNA, 963 nt
Organism: Anisakis simplex (herring worm)
Lineage: Eukaryota; Metazoa; Nematoda; Chromadorea; Rhabditida; Anisakidae
Source: the annotation of a GenBank genome assembly